Molecule: messenger RNA, 1344 nt
Organism: Sphenostylis stenocarpa
Lineage: Eukaryota; Viridiplantae; Streptophyta; Magnoliopsida; Fabales; Fabaceae
Source: the annotation of a GenBank genome assembly
AUGGAGCCUCCCGCAUCCUACAUUUCGUCCUCCGAGCUGAGCAACCACAACACGCCGCACGACGCGUGGAUCUCAAUCCACGGCAAAAUCUACGAUGUCUCCUCCUGGCUCCAACGCCACCCCGGCGGCGCUCUCCCCCUCCUCACCGUCGCCGGCACCGACGCUACCGAUGCCUUUCUCGCCUUCCACCCCGCUUCUGCUGCCCUCCUCCUGCCGGCCUUCUCCACCGGCCUCAGCCUCUCCGACUACGCCGUCUCCGCUGCCUCCUCCGACUACCGCAAGCUAUUCUCCCACCUCUCCGCACUCAACCUCUUCGAACGCAAAGGCCACACCACCCUCAUCUUGCUCUCCCUCAUCCUCACCCUCCUCCCUCUCUGCGUCUGCGGCGUCGUCUGCUCGGAGAGCACGUGCGUGCACAUGCUCUCCGGCGCCUUGAUCGGCUUCCUCUGGAUUCAGAGCGGCUGGAUUGGUCACGACUCCGGUCACUACAACGUCAUGCUCACCCGCCGCUUCAACCGCUUCGCCCAGAUCCUCUCCGGCAACGUGCUCGCCGGGAUCAGCAUCGCCUGGUGGAAGUGGAACCACAACGCGCACCACAUUGCUUGCAACAGCCUCGACUUCGACCCUGAUCUUCAGCACCUGCCUUUCUUCGUCGUCUCAUCUAAAUUUUUUAACUCCCUCACUUCCAAAUUCUACAAUAGAAAACUCAAUUUCGAUUCCCUCGCUAGGUUUUUGGUUAGUUACCAGCAUUGGUCUUUCUACCCUGUCAUGUGCUUCGCAAGGGUUAACCUUUUUGCUCAGUCUUUUUUCCUUUUGUUGUCCAAGAGAAAGGUGGAGAACAGAGGAGUUGAGCUUUUAGGGUUACUUGCAUUUUGGGUUUGGUACCCUUUGUUAGUCUCCUUCUUGCCAAAUUGGUGGGAGAGGGUUUUGUUCGUUGUGGUUAGCUUUUCUGUGACAGGUAUUCAGCACGUGCAGUUUUGCUUGAACCAUUUCUCUUCCAAAGUUUACCUUGGUCCUCCAAGUGGUGAUGAUUGGGUUGAGAAGCAGACUAAUGGGACUCUUGAUGUGAACUGUUCUGCUUGGAUGGAUUGGUUUCAUGGUGGCCUGCAGUUUCAGGUGGAGCAUCAUUUGUUUCCCCGGCUGCCACGCUGCCAUUUGAGAAAGAUCGCGCCGUUGGUUAAGGAUCUUUGCAAGAAGCAUAACCUUCCUUACAAUUGUGUCUCGUUUUGGAAGGCCAAUGUGCUGACAAUUCAGACACUGCGAAAUGCAGCGUUGCAGGCAAGGGAUGGUUCUGGGCCAGCUCCCAAGAAUUUGGUUUGGGAGGCUGUUAAUACCCAUGGAUGA